CUUUCACACGAGUGCUUUUAGUAAACGAAGACGUAAUAAGGUUAGGAUAUUUUUAUCCGUGUAAAUCUAAGUGAUCUUAGCAUAUAUCUAGCUAACUUUAUUUCUUUUUUAAUUUGAAAUCCAUAAUAUUCACUUCCUAAAGCUUUAUUUUUACAAAUACUUCUUUUUAUUUAUUUGUGAAUUUCCGUUUUUGUCGGCAUACCAUACUACCAGUUUAUUUACCAAAAUGCUUAGGAGCGUUUGUUUUUUUACGAGUGCAUUAAAACUAUUGGAUGAUGUUCCAGGACGUCAUGCCAUUCGCAAGAUUCGUCCAGCCAGGGCGAGUAGCCCUGGUAGCAGAAGGCCCACUAAAGGGAAAAUUGGUCAGCGUUGUAGAUGUCAUUGAUCAAACUCGUGCCCUUGUUGACGGACCCGGCAGCGGCGUUUCCAGACAACAAAUCCGCCUUAACCAGUUACAUUUGACAAAAUUCCGUCUCAAGUUUCCAUUUACAGCACCUACACGUGUUGUAAGGAAAGCAUGGACGGACGAAAAACUCAAUGAAAAAUGGGCUGAAAGCCAGUGGGCAAGGAAGUUAGAAAACAAAGAAAAACGGGCCCAAAUGACCGACUAUGACAGGUUUAAGUUAAGCUCAGCUCGCGUUAAACGGAACCGUAUUAGAACUCCUGUUUUCAAGAGCUUAAAAAUGAAGGCGGCACGUAAUGGCACCUUUGGCAAAAAGAAGAUUCCCAAAACACCUGUCAAGAAACCCCGUACUAAAAAAGAAACUUCUGCUAAGAAGCCAGCUAAAAAGUAAUUCAUGUUUUGUAUCUCAAAGAAUAAGUGUAUGACUUUGAAAGGACUCAUCAAAAUAAAGAAUUACUUUUAGCUAAAUAACUGUGUUUGUUAAACCCUCAAAUAAUAUGCCUAGCCCUUAAAAAUUCUUAUGAGGUGAGUCUGCUAUACAUUAAAGUAAAUGUGGUUUUUUCUUUACUUAAUUUGUUUAAUGUUUCAGGUAACAAUGUGGUGAACUGACAAAAGACUUGAAGAUUUGGAUAUUAAAGUGAUCACUCUGUUCUUUAAUAACUGAUGACAUGCAUCUGCAAUAUUUAAUUUACUUGCAAGUAAGAUCAUUUGAGGUAUCAAGAACUGAGGAUACGUUACAAUUAUUUAGCCUCCAGCACCUUGAGGGCUUGGAACCUUGUUUGUGGCAGUCAUUUGGAGGCAGUCUAAGUCCAGUGGGGGGGGUGACUUGUGAUGGACUGCUAAAUGCCAUAGUCUCCUUAGGUUAAAUCUAUUGCAGAUGGAGACAAGAGGUAAUUACUACUUACUGAGUUUACUGAUGUGCAUCCUUUUGAUGGUGUGUUAAUUGCAAUAAUAGUAAGUCCAUUGCUAUUUGUUCUUCAUUAAAUAUUUGUAUAUUCAAUAAUUACUCAAUAUUUUUUUAUUAAAAAGAGAAUUGUUCCUUAGUUGUUGUAGCUCAGAAGUUAGUUUAGUUAGUUUUCAUGGAAUGCGGGUUCAAUCUCCACCAGCAGUAUUGAUAUUGUUAAUUGUAAUUUUGAAUGCUGAUUUACUGGCAGUGAAGAAAAACAUUGUUAGGAAAACUGCAUGUCUGAGGAUUUGAUAUUUCAAGAACAUGAUAUUGUGUAGUGGAGAGGAUAAACACUGGAGAGCAGCGUGUGGGACUAAUUUUUUCAUAAAUCUCAGAAAUCAAAGGAGGUCAGAGUAUUCCAUGGGACGUGUACAUGUGCUAUUAUAUUACUUCUUUAACAAUAACAAUUGUUUUAAACGGCUCAGCAGUGCAUUUUAUUGAUAUUCUUGUAAUAAUAAUAAAAUUGAAUAAUGAUGAUAAUUUAUCGCCCCAGUCUGACUAUUAAAAUGUUGAUUGAUAUAUAUCUACUGAACACCUUUCAAUGAAGUAUGUUUCCUGUAGUUUAAUAUUUUCUUGAAACUGACCUAAAAUUUGAUUUGUGUUUGUUUCAGAUUAAAUGGAUGCUGAUAAGCAAUAAUGUGUCAACCCACAAAAAGUCAAAUUCAGAGAUAUUGAUGUUUUCUGAUAACGCGUUACUUAAUAUACAUUAUGCAAAAGAGUUUUAAGUUACUUAAAUCAAAUAAGUUCGGAAAAAAAUAAAUUAUAUCAUAAAACAAAUGGGAAAUCACGUAUACAACAAUUGCCAAAACGCCAUCAAGCUCCUUAACACGGUCAACAUUCAAAGAAGCUCCAUCUGUCGUCACUAUAAAGAUGUUAUGAGACUUGAUACUGUGUUGCGAAAUAUCAUUCAGUUCUUCGGCCAGCGCCAAACAAAGAAGUUCACGUAAAAAUUGAAAAAAUAACUGAUAUUCCCAUUGUAAUUAGUUAAUUAGUUGUACAAACCGUUGUUUUAGUGAAUAGUAUGUAAUCUCUGCUGGGUUCAUCAAGGUAAGUCAGUAUUUAUUCUGUUAUUUUCUUAAUAGGUUAGGCUGCCGAUAUAAAUUAGAAAACUAAUAAAUUAAAUAUUUGUAUAGUUAUAUUUCAAAUGUAAAGCUUUUUCUUAUACUAAACUAAUGUUAUUUGGUCCUAACAUAUUGAUUUAUUGUAACUUUUGUAAUAAAUAGGUAUGAUAACCCACUUGACUGAUUAUUGCUGAACAGCUAAGGACUUUUGAGUAAAACUUAUGGUGCAGUUUACGAUGCUUAACAUAUUAUUGCGUAUUGUAAGUUAGCUUCUACGAGAGAUAAUUUAUAUUUUAAGUACCUUGAAAUUAUAUUGAAAAAAUCGCUAUCUAAAUUAAUCGCAUGAGCUAUAUCGAGUUUUUAGGUAUAACUUUCAUAGACCUCCACCACUACUGCUAACUUUUUCCUUAUUUUUAUGUAGAAUGAUGCCACUGCCAAAAUCAAGGAGUCAAUUACUAGUCAAUCUUGUGAACUGCAAUACAAAAGAUUUGAAUAAAAAUACUGAACAUGCCAACACAAAUAAACCUCAAGAUAUCCCUGUACCUAAUGUUAGAACUGAUCGAGACUUAUAUUAUUCUAUAGAAUCAUAAAACUCCAUAUGCUGUGAUCUGAUUACUUAUACACUACCGGAUAAUAUUUCAAUGGAUAGUAUUUCAUCAAUAAUUGAGUUACUCGGCAAUUCAGAAAUAAAUAUUGUACCAGAGCCUUAUGAUGUGCCUCAAGAUCUUUUGAAAAAAUUAAUCUUUUCUUUCCGUCAAUUGAAGAAAAGAAAUUGAAGUUUGUAAAUGAUGAACCAAAUAAUAAUGAGGACCAACAAACUAAGAUAGUUACUAAUUUUAAUGGAGAAAAUGGUUCCAAUGCGAAUGCGAAAGACGAUGAUAAAUGCCAACCAAUAGAGAUAUUAACUAAUGAAAAUGACAAAAAAAGUUCAAACACAUUUGAUAAAAAAGCAUUCGAAUGUGAAUAUUUCUAGUCCUGUUUUAGAAAACGACCCUCGUCCUACUAUUUUAUUUCAGCAGCAAAAGAAAGAAAAAACGAAUACCAAUCAGGAUUACUUCAGUGCUAAAGGAAAAAAGUUCGUGCGGAGGAAUUUAACAGCAGCGAUUGUAAAUGUCCUUUAACAUGUACAGAAAAAUUGUCUAUUGAUCAGCGUAUAAAGGAACAUUUUGGAGUUCUGGUUCUUAUGAAGCAAGGCGCGCAGUUUUACAGAGUAGUGUUAUUGAAGCCAAAAAGAAAAGAAACUAUUCCAUAAAUUCCAAGCGAGCUUUUAGUAUUAGUAGAAAAUGUAAAUUGUGUGUCUGUAAAAAAGCUUAUACCCGAAUGGGCGUGAACUAUUAGCUGCAAAAAUUCAGGAUUUAAAAGAUUUUUUAAAGCUCAUUCCAACAGAUGCAAAAGGAUUUUAUAGUUUCUUCAGGAACGUUGAGUCGGGUGAUUUUAUUGAUGAUGAAGAAAAUUUGAUUGACGAUUAAGCACUUUCUUGUGAACUUACAUGUUAGUUGUUGUAAUUUCUUGGCUAUAUUAGUUAAAGCAAUGAUCAGAUUCAUUUUAGAUAAUAUUAAGUCAAAAAAAAUUGUAGAAACAAUGAGACUGAUUAAAGUUCUGGUUACAUAAAUACUUUAGUAAAGUAAAGUUGCAGCCUAUUUACGUCCCACUGCUGGGCACAGGCCUCCUCUCAUUUCUGGGAGGGUUUUAGGGCAAGGAAAUGUCCACCGCGCUGCCCCAAUGCGUGUUGGCGAACUUCACAUGUCUUUGAAAUAUUUUUUGUCUUAUUUCUCAGACAUGCAGGUUUCCUCAAGAUGUUUUCCUUCACCGCCGAGCACGUGGUAAAUCAGCACUUAAAAUUGCAAUUUACAAUUUCAUUGGUGCCGGCGGGGAUCGAACCCGGGUUGCUCGAGUACUGUGAAGCUUACAGCGAGCGCUACCCAUCUGAGCAUCACGGCUCUACCCACAUAAAUAAUCUACCCACAUAAAUACUUGCUCAGUUGAAAAUAAUAGGGCUAAUCAGGAAGAAAGACUAAGUUUUGUAAAAGAAUUAUUAUUAGGUAAAUUAAAUAAAUUUAUAAUAUUAAUUAUUUGUAAAUAAUUGUUAUUGUAAGUUACAUAUUUUUGAGUUGUUUAAGUUAAAAUGAUAAAAAAUAUUCUGUUAAUUAACUAACUUAACUGUAAUAAAAUGUUUACAAAAAUAAGACUGAUUUAAAGUUUUUGAUGAUUAUUUUAUGCUUACCAAAGAUACUUCGCUAAGACACGAUCGUCUGAGGAAUAGAAAAAAUGAUUUUUCUUGAAUAUAGAAUAUUCUAAUCCUCAGACUUGUUUAAAAAAAUUGCUUUCUUUUAUUUUUAUAUCAAUAAAUAUUAAUAUUUACGCCUUUUAUUUAAAACUUCUUAACAAAUUGUAAGUAAGAAUAUACUUUUAUCAAUAUUCAUUUAUGCUCCUUAACAUACAUUUACUUUCAUUAAAUCCCAUAAUUAGAAUUUAGCAAAAUAAUGUUAUGUUCCUUAAUUUCCUCUUUCGAAUACUAUAGUCUAUUCCAUAUUUUGCAAUAUGCAAUAAUCUAAUUUGUUUAAAAAACUUAGCAGUAUUUUCUCUUUUUAUGAUAAAAAUCUACUUUCAAUCCAUUAUUCCUUUCAUCAAAUAGAAAAAACCCGGUGUCAACAUAUUUUUUUCAAACAAAUUUAUUGAAAAUUGGCAUGACAUCUUUAGACGGCAUUUUCUCAAAAUAAAGUUCGUGUGGCUUGACAUGGUAUUGCUUAUCAGCAUCCAAAUAUGGAUGAAUUCAUAACGUUAAAAGAUUAGUAUAUUCUUGAACCAAGAGAGAGCAAUACUGUACAGAAAACAACAGGAAAACCCAGGUCACAUUAAAUGUCAUUCAGGUUAGUAUUAAAAGACAUUGUGCAAUAUACAAUAUUUUAUUACUCUUUGUUACUGGCUCUCAAGUAUACCAUAAUGUCCUCCAGAGUCCAGACCAAAUUUCGUUGUCCUCGUCUUCACGGGGGCGGGUCAUAAAGGUGAGCCAUUUGCGCAGGACAGGAUGAUAUUGCUCCGGGUGUAUGCAGUAAGCACAGGUACACUCCCUAUUCCCUCACUUUUAUAGUCAAGUGGGACGGCAUUCCGACCACGACCAGAGAGAUAAGGCGCCGGACCAACGGAUUUACGUGCUUUCCGGGACAAGGGGUGAAGCAGCAUUUAGAUGAGCCAUCAGUCAUUACAGAUAAAAGCCUACUGCUGAACAAAGGCUUCCCCAUUGAAUUACCUCAUAAGGGGGAUUUUGUCAUUGUAGCCACGAUUGGCAGGCGGGUUUUGACAACCGCGUUUUAUUAUUUUGACGGGAUUUGUUUCGUGCGAUGAUAUAGGAUCAUAAAUUAUUCAAUUAUUAUUAGCAUGCACGAUUGAUAGUAGAAAAUAUCGUCCUUUUUCAUCAACCCCAAAAAGUCCACUGCUGGACAUGUGCCUCUCCUGUUUAAGAAAGCCUUUUGUCUUAUUUGUCACGCAUAGCCGAUCGCAGUACCAGAACCCCAGGCGUCUGGUGGCUUUGACGCUGUUUCGCCGCUGUCUAACGUAUGCGCGAGGUGGUUAAACCGCCAUCUAUCUGGAGCUAUAAGAUUUUACUGGCUUUUCCAACUGUCGAUUCUUAAGACACCCACAGGAUUAUAUUGGUAUAUUACAACAGAAACUUACAAAUCUAAAGCAAAAAUUUGACUAAGUGAAACUGCGGCAGCCUAAUGCAGUCUGUUGUGAAGAAUAUCUUUGAUAAUUAUAACUUAAAAUACUAUAAUUUUAAUUAAAAGUAAUUUAAACAAUAAUAUUCUAACUACCUAAGAUUCAAUGCUAAAAGCGGUUACUAAAGUCUGGUAGUGAAAAAAUAAAAAGUAAUAGAACAAGUUUUACAAAAUACUUAAUUUCUUGUUCAAUGAUGAUAAUUCUAGUUAUCCCUGUCUCACAAACUCAUGGGGAGAAUAUGGUAUGGUAACAUCUGAAGUAUUUAUCAAUAGGUUACUGUCCAUUAGUAAUUUCAUAUAUACAUUUAGAAAUAUUUGUAUUUACAGAUAUUAUCCCCAUACCUGUUAUCGCACUUAAGGGAAAAAAGGUAUUUUCAGUUUCUUCACAUUCAUUAAGAGAUUCAGUCGGAUUCACGUGAACCAUUAUUGCAAAAUAUAUUUAAAAAAAGAUUUACCAGACCUACAACUACAAUACAAUACCUAAAAGGAACGAAAAAGAAAACGGUGCAAUUUUUCUUGCAAAUAUAAUUGUUUUU
Parnassius mnemosyne (clouded apollo) is the source of this 6662-nucleotide messenger RNA. NCBI's taxonomy places the organism in Eukaryota, Metazoa, Arthropoda, Insecta, Lepidoptera, Papilionidae. The record is from the annotation of a GenBank genome assembly.